AAACAGUGACUGAAAGAUUUGCGAUCUUUUCGUCUUUCGGCUUGUUGUUGCAGACCUCGCCUUCGAUAAAGCACUUUAGAGCCUCUGACAUUAUCACCAUCACCAUCCUAUUACCAUACCCGAUGAAGACCCCUGCCGAAGUCGAAGCACAUUUCAAGGAGCACGGACAAGAGCAUGUGUUGCAGUUUGUUCCAGAUCUGAGUGACGCGGACAAGAAGGCGCUCUUUGACCAGCUCGCUUCAGUGGAGCUGGAGAAAAUCCCUCCCAUUGCUGAAUUGGAAGCCACUUUGAAAAAGCAAGAAGAGGAGAGUGCCAGUCAAACAAUCGCACCCUUGACCGAGCGAGUUGCCUAUUCCAGCGAUGCUGCGAUGGUCCAAAAGGUAGAACCUCUGGGUCUGGAAGCCAUAGCCCAAGGCCAAGUGGCAGCAUUGGUUCUAGCCGGUGGACAAGGCACUCGAUUAGGGUUCGAUCAUCCGAAAGGAAUGUACAACAUUGGUCUGCCCAGUGGAAGGACACUCUUUCAAAUGAUUGUGGAACGUCUCUUGCGUCUCAAGCAUUUGACCAAGGCGGAUAAGAAUGUGCCACUCUACGUCAUGACUUCUCCAAUCAACCAUGAAGAGACGGUGACCUUUUUUGAAAGCAACAAUUGUUUUGGAAUGGAGAGAGCCGACAUUUUCUUUUUCCAACAAGGUGUAUUGCCGUGCUUUGGUAAAGACAACAAAAUCAUCAUGGAGACGACCAGCAAAAUUGCUGUGGCACCCGAUGGAAAUGGGGGCAUCUAUCCUUCGCUGAGCAAGUCAGGAGCAUUGGCAGAUAUGGACAAGCGAGGCUUGAAGUAUUUACAUGUCUUUGCCAUUGACAACUCCCUCGUCAAACCAGCCGAUCCUCGCUUUCUAGGAUACUGCAUUUCCGAACAGGCUGAUUGUGGAAACAAGGUCUGUUGGAAGACCAAUGCUCAUGAAAAAGUGGGUGUUGUGGCAGCCAGGGAUGGAAGACCCUGCGUCAUUGAAUACUCGGAAAUCACCAAAGAAAUGGCGGAACAAGAAGAUGGCAAUGGGAGACUCGUCUUUGGGGCGGGAAACAUCUGUAACCAUUACUACACAUUGGACUUUAUAAAAGAGAAGAUCCUGCCCAAUUUCGGUAAUCUGUACCAUUUGGCACACAAAAAGAUCCCCUAUUACGACCACGAAAAGAAAGAAACUGUCACACCUACAGCCAACAAUGGGAUCAAACUAGAGACGUUCAUUUUCGAUGUGUUCCCGCUUUCAAAAAGGAUGGCUAUUUGGGAUGUGUCUCGGGCGGAGGAGUUUGCUCCAGUCAAAAAUGCGCCUGGGUCUCCAUCCGACAGUCCCGACACAGCCCGUGCGGCCAUUUCCAAUCUGGCCAAGGCAUGGGUGGAGGUUGCAGGUGGUAAAGUCACUGGUAACAGCGAUCAAAAUGAAAUCUCACCUCUGACUUCGUUUGCGGGAGAGGGCCUGGAGGAGCUGGUCAAGGACAAGGAAUUCUCAGCUCCCUUCUCGCUUUAACAGCAAAUCUAUCUACUAGCUAGAGUUGCAGUAAUCUGGCUACGGUACUGUUAGUUCGAUAAACAUCGCAAUUCGAUGGGUCUGAUUUCAUGUUCGUCCAGAACCCUUUUCAACCGUCCCACCGAGAUCCUCAUUAUGGGAAGUCUGAGCACGUUCAAAUACUAUUAACAACCUUCGUUAGCUACGGUAGGACAAACAGUAUGGCUACAACUUUGCAUCUUGGCGAUUCAAUCAAUGAUUCUUAGCU
This is a messenger RNA of Seminavis robusta, 1773 nucleotides long. The record is from the annotation of a GenBank genome assembly. NCBI's taxonomy places the organism in Eukaryota, Bacillariophyta, Bacillariophyceae, Naviculales, Naviculaceae.